Olea europaea var. sylvestris is the source of this 944-nucleotide messenger RNA. RefSeq names its product phosphatidylinositol 4-phosphate 5-kinase 7-like. The transcript has 5 exons. The record is from RefSeq and is a predicted model, not a curated record. Lineage: Eukaryota; Viridiplantae; Streptophyta; Magnoliopsida; Lamiales; Oleaceae. Bases 198 to 836 code for a protein of 212 amino acids. Gene Ontology annotation, molecular function: phosphatidylinositol kinase activity. Gene Ontology annotation, biological process: phosphatidylinositol metabolic process.
CACGUACAAGAGCACGAGAAUACUCUUAUAACCAAAUUCUUUGGGGUGCACAGGAUAGCACUAAAACAUGGGAAAAAGAAUUACGCAUUCAUCAUCGUUAUGAUUUGAAGGGUUCAUCUCAAGGGAGAUCUACAAAGAAAGACGAGAUUGAUGAGAGCACCACACUGAAAGAUCUUGACUUGACAUAUGAGUUUCAUAUGGACAGAUCAUUGCGCGAGUCACUUUUUAGACAGCUAUCUCUAGACUCUUUAUUCUUAGAAUCUCAAGGGAUCAUAGACUACAGCCUUUUAUUGGGGUUGCAUUUCAGAGCUCCUGAACAUCUAAAAUCUCUUUUAGAGACACCUGAUUCAUUGCAUACACCUGAGAGUUCAGUUACCGACGUUGAUGGUGUGAUCUCGUCAGGGGAGCACUUGAUUCUUCCGAGGGGUUUGGUUUUAGUAACCCAUGAACCUAGCUCAGUCAGCACACUACCUGGUCCACACAUUCGAGGAAACGCUUUGAAAGCUUUCUCAAUUGGUAACAAGGAAGCUGAUCUUCUUUUGCCUGGUACUGGAAGGUUACGGGUGCAAUUAGGCGUACAUAUGCCAGCUCAAGCAAAUCACAGAAUUGUGCAGGACGAUACAGACUCAACCGAAUUUGAACUUUUUGAAGUUUAUGACAUUAUUCUCUUCCUUGGUGUAAUAGAUAUAUUGCAAGAAUACAACCUGAAAAAGAAAAUCGAGCAUAAAUAUAAAUCUUUGAAGUUUGAUCCAUUGUCAAUAUCUGCCGUGGAACCCAAGGCUUAUUCAAAACGUUUCAUUAGCUUCCUUGAAAAGGUUUUUCCCUUAGAUCCUUAACAGUUAUAUCUGAGCUGUUGUUCAUGCUUUCAGAAUUUGUUUUUAACCAACCAAUAAUAUGUAUACUUGUCGAAUUCUUUGUAUAGAAGAUGCCCUAUUUGUAUGGUA